Messenger RNA from Trypanosoma cruzi, 1686 nucleotides. Its product is annotated as serine/threonine protein kinase, putative. Gene Ontology annotation, molecular function: protein kinase activity; ATP binding. The transcript has a single exon. The record is from RefSeq and is a predicted model, not a curated record. Bases 1 to 1686 code for a protein of 561 amino acids. NCBI's taxonomy places the organism in Eukaryota, Euglenozoa, Kinetoplastea, Trypanosomatida, Trypanosomatidae. Gene Ontology annotation, biological process: protein phosphorylation.
AUGGGCAUGGAUCACUACAGGAUUGUAAGACAACUGGGCGGGACGACGGCGACGUACCUGGCUGUAGACAAGCAAGAUGAGGGAAAGAAGGUGGUCAUCAAGCGUUUGAUGGAUGGAACACAAGGCGUGCAGGAGUUGAACGUGUCGUUGCGGGUGCAGCACCCAAAUAUCAUACCUUUUUUGGAGUCGUUUGUGCACGACAGGGCGCUCUACGUUGUGCUCGCGUACGCAGAGGGCGGUGACCUCGAGGCAUACUUGGAGGAACUGCAGCGUGAGAAAAAGCCGCUGCAGCAGGUACUUCUGUUGCGUUGGUUUGAGCAACUUCUUCGGGCGUUGCAGUGCUGUCAUGGGCAGAAUAUCAUGCACCGGGAUGUGAAGCCCAGCAACAUCUUCCUCAACGCGGACGCGACGGAAUUGUACCUCGGCGACUUUGGUUCCGCCAAGGCGCUUCUGCGCUCCGCCUCGCUGACCUCCACCUUCGUCGGCACACCAUUCUGGAUUUCGCCGGAGCUGCUGAUGGGGACGCCGUACAGCUUCCCCUCCGAUGUCUGGUCGCUCGGUUGUGUCUUUUACGAGAUGGUGGCGCUGCGGCGGCCGUUUGCCCCAACUAGUUUUGCGAGCCUCGUGCAGCAGAUCACGUCGGGUGACAUCGCCCCGUUGCCGGCGUCCACUCCGGAGGACAUACGCGCCAUCGUCGUGUCCAUGCUUAACGUGAACCCGGCAAGACGGUGCGGCCUCGAGAAGGCGUUGGAGAUGACGGAGCGGGCCAUUCAUGCCCGCACGUGCGCAGCGGCAAAAAGCGCGACGGAGCGGGUGAGGAUUGAGAGGCCCCCGCCGCCGAAUAUCCCCAGACGCGCCGCGGGGGCGAGUCCAAAUAAACACCAGCCACCGCAGCCACCCCGACGGCCGUCCCCAGUGGAGGAGACCUCCCCCACGGAAAUUCGUAGAGGCAUGAUGGAUGUGGUGGUGGUGGAGAGGAAACUAGCGGACUGGAUUCACGCACGCAACCACGAUGUGAAUAUCAUCGAGCGCUACCUCACGAAGUUCCGCCAGUCCGAUGAACAGGUCCUGGCAACAACCACAACCAACUCCUCAUUAGUGGACGCCCAGCGCGACCGGCAACGUGAUCGAGAUCGAGGGCGGUGCGUCGCGGUGUCGCCCCCCAAAAUAACGACACCCCCGCGCAGGGAGACGCAGGAAGACGACCCCCAUUCAAAGCCAGGCCCCGAGCGCGAGGUGCGGGCGCAGGAGGCAACCCAACUGCCAGCGCAGAGCAAACCAGCUGUCCGGCCAAGGCGCCGCAUCAUGAGCACGAAAAUUAAUGCGGCAAAAAGGGAGCAAAAUGGCAAUCAUGUAAACAGGAACGUGUCACCUUUAGCCCGUGAGCCGUCAAUCUUGCACAGUCUAAACGGAAAUGUUUCUCAGGCAUUCAGACGACUCAGGAGCGCCGCGUCGGUGGCACGAUGGAAUUCUCCUCCCGCGCCGUCCCCACAGCAGGAGGAGGAACGGCAGUUGAACCGCGAAAAACGCGAAAGGGAGCGUGCAAAAAUGCUUGAAAUGAUUCGGGAACGAAAGGCGAAGGCGAUACAAGAACGCAAGGCAAAGGGCAAAAGUGAAGGCCGGGAUGCUGUGGCAGUGGAGAUCGUCCUGCCCGACAAUGUGCGUUAUGUGGGAAGCCCGGUUUAA